AUGAAGACCAACUUUGCAGCCCUGCUUUCCGCCACGCUGGUCGCCGCCAGCGCUGUGGAUGCGUCGGUGAUCCCGGCCGAGGCGCCCACGCUGCAGGAGCGUGCUGCCACUACGCUCAACGCUGCCAUCAAGGCCGACGGUCGGCGCUACUUUGGCACGGCCACGGACCAGGGCACGUUCUCCAUCUCGCAGGUGUCGAACAUCAUCAAGAGCGAGAUGGGCUGCGUGACACCCGAAAACUCGAUGAAGUGGGAUGCGACCCAGCCUAGCCGCGGGCAGUUUACGUUUGGCGGAGCGGAUGCGCUUGUCAACUACGCCACGUCCAACGGCAAGAUGAUCCGUGGACAUACGCUGGUGUGGCACUCGCAGCUGCCGUCGUGGGUGCAGGCGAUCACGGAUCCUACGGAUCUGACCAACGUGCUCAAGCAGCGCAUCUCGACGCUUGUGGGACGCUACAAGGGCAAGGUGUACGCGUGGGAUGUGGUCAACGAGAUCUUUAACGAGGACGGUACCAUGCGCAAGAGCGUCUUCUACAACGUGCUGGGCGAGUCGUACGUCAAGAUCGCGUUUGAAGCUGCACGUGCCGCCGACCCGAACGCAAAGCUGUACAUCAACGACUACAACUUGGAUGUUUCGACGUAUCCGAAGCUGACAGGACUGGUGAGCAAGGUCAAGCAGUGGCGUAGUCAGGGGAUUCCCAUCGACGGCAUUGGGUCGCAGUCGCAUCUGGCUGCACCGGGUUCGUUUGGAGAUGCGUCGGGCGUGGGCGCUGCGAUGAAGGCAGUAUGCUCGGCCGCACCCGAGUGCGCCAUGACCGAGCUCGACAUUGCGGGUGCGGCGGCGUCGGACUAUGCAAAGGCCACCUCGGCCUGCCUCGCCCAGUCCAACUGCGUGGGCAUCACCGUGUGGGGCGUGAGCGACAAUCUGUCGUGGCGAAGCGACAAGAGCCCGCUGCUGUGGGACGGCAGCUACAACAAGAAGGCGGCCUACUCGGCGGUGCUCAACACGCUCAACCAGGGCCACUGA
Moesziomyces antarcticus is the source of this 1026-nucleotide messenger RNA. RefSeq names its product glycoside hydrolase family 10 protein. Gene Ontology annotation, biological process: carbohydrate metabolic process. The record is from RefSeq and is a predicted model, not a curated record. Gene Ontology annotation, molecular function: hydrolase activity, hydrolyzing O-glycosyl compounds. Lineage: Eukaryota; Fungi; Basidiomycota; Ustilaginomycetes; Ustilaginales; Ustilaginaceae. Bases 1 to 1026 code for a protein of 341 amino acids. The transcript has 2 exons.